AUGGUCAAGGUGUUUCAUUAUCAGUCUGCAAGGCCUGUGAAAGAAAUCGAUUAUUCGGAGGAUUCUGAAAUAUCUUUUACAAGGCUUCCUUACCAGCUGUGGAAUGUUAGCAAAUAUGGGCCAUGCUCUGAUGCUGCUAUUAUCGGUGUCGUGCCCCCACCUCUUAUGGAAAUCCAGCUGCUUUUAUUGUUGGACAGUCCAAUCAACACUCAACAUUACUAUUGUGCAGUAACUAUUGGAUAUGAUGCCGUAAUUUCAGCAUUUAGCUUCUACUGUUCUACAGUUUCCGCAUUGUCCACCUUAAUUGAUCUUUUGUUUCAUAUUUCAAGACUUUCAGAGGACAAGAGCAGAUCACUAGUAGGAGCUAUUCUGUCCAAAGUUGUACCUGCAACAUUUUCGACACUAGCUUCAUUUUCAAAAUUGAUAUGGCAUAGUGAACAAAAGCCAACAAAAAACCCAGAAGUGAACACUCAACCAUUUGCUCGAGCCUUUCCAUGGAGUCGUAGAGGGCGCGAUGCUGCUGGAAGAGGAGGAGCAAAUGCAUGA
Fraxinus pennsylvanica is the source of this 546-nucleotide messenger RNA. NCBI's taxonomy places the organism in Eukaryota, Viridiplantae, Streptophyta, Magnoliopsida, Lamiales, Oleaceae. The record is from the annotation of a GenBank genome assembly.